AUGUUGUUCAGGCUGCUCCCGCUCGCUCUCCUCCUCCUCGCGGCUCUCGCUGCUGCUGCUGUGCCCUACUACGGCAACGACUCCCCCGACGCAUCCGUCGUCGCCAAAGUUGCCGUCGGCCGUCGCGGCGGCCGCGUCUACACCCCCGACUCCGUCGCAAACCUCAAGCGCUUCCGUGCUCUGCUCAGGGCCUCCCUCCAGCGCUACAACCGCACAAAGCGCGAACUCCAGGGCAACAGAGUCGUUCGCAAGGCCGUCACUCUUCCCGACAAGCUCGCUCCUAUCGGCGCCGAUGGUACCUUUUUCACCAACCUCAAACUGGGCUCGCCCGCGCAGGACAUCUUCUUCGACAUCGACAUGACCUCGUCUGACUUUUGGGUCGAGUCCACGACUUCUGUCCGCGGCACGCGCUUCAGAUCAGAGAACUCGCAGUCCUACUUCACCGAUUCGCGCCUAGUCUUCAAGGACUGCGUCGGCUCGAACGAGGCCCUUGAGAUUGGCGAGCAGAAAUUUUCCAUCGACUUUGCGCACUGCACUCCGCAUCCCUCGACCGUGCGCACCUUGAACCCAUCCGGAGGCAUGCUUGGACUUGCGCAUUCGUCGCUCUCGCAGACCGGACUGCCGCAUUUCUUCGAGAGCGCUGUCGCCACCAACAAGCUCUCCGACGCAAUCUUCGCGAUCGAGUACAUCCAAGACGAUCCCAAGGGCGGCGCCGUGCUCUCGAUCGGUGGAGUCGCGCACAAGGUCGACGAUCCGUUGUACGCUCCGCUCAAGACCUACGGGUUCUGGCAGAUGCUGUUCAAGAGUCUGAUGAUUGACGGCAACACCGUCAUCGACAACAUCCAGGGCGUGAUCGACGUCAACUCGCCGUUCAUCCUCGCGCCGUCCGAAGACGUGCGCAUGUUUUACAAUGCUAUUUCUGGAGCGCAGCCUCUCGCGGACGGGUUCUGGUCGUAUCCCUGCUUUGAGGAUCCCAAGAUCCACAUCGAGCACGCGGGCUGGCUGUUCCCGAUCAAGGAUGCGUCGCUGGGCAAGGUCAAGGAGGCGUCUGGAUACUGCGUCGGCCCUGUUGUCGAGGCCGAUCUUGCUGGGCUCUGGGUUAUUGGCGAGCCUUUUCUGCGCGGUGUUUUAUCUGUCUUUGAUUUUGAUCAAAAGCGCAUUGGAUUCCGCACUACGAGCUAA
Molecule: messenger RNA, 1182 nt
Organism: Myxozyma melibiosi
Lineage: Eukaryota; Fungi; Ascomycota; Lipomycetes; Lipomycetales; Lipomycetaceae
Product: aspartic peptidase domain-containing protein
Exons: 2
Coding region: 1-1182 (393 amino acids)
Biological process (GO): proteolysis
Molecular function (GO): aspartic-type endopeptidase activity
Source: RefSeq, a predicted model, not a curated record